Molecule: messenger RNA, 1220 nt
Organism: Aphanomyces astaci
Lineage: Eukaryota; Oomycota; Saprolegniomycetes; Saprolegniales; Verrucalvaceae
Exons: 1
Coding region: 31-735 (234 amino acids)
Source: RefSeq, a predicted model, not a curated record
UGAAAGGCCAGUUUUGAACGUCGAAACAGCAUGCCAGAGCUCCAAGUCCGCGUCAAGGGCGCCACCAACCUCCGCAGCGUCCAGUUCAUAGGCAAACAAGAUCCAUACUGCGAAGUCAGGUUGGGUGGACGAGUGUUUCGCACUCGAACGCACGACAAUGGCGGCAAGAAUCCACGAUGGGAAGACACGUUCGUGUUCAACGUGAUGGACCCACAGGUGGAACAACUAUUGAUCGUCAUCAAGGACCACAACUGGGUCAGCGACGAAUUCAUCGGCACGUGCAACGUUCCUUUGAAUGCAUUCCUCCACGGUCAGAUGGUCGAUCAAUGGUACCCCGUCAACCACGGCCGCAAGCAGAAAGGCACUAUCAACCUAGCCAUCCAACUCCUCCUCGGCACAGGGCCUACGGCGGGCUACGCAGGCCAAGGCAUCGUUCAACCAGCGUACCCUCAACAACCUCAAUAUCCUUCUCAUCCGCAACCCCAUUAUGGCGCUCAACCUGGGUACCCCGGCUAUGCACCUCAACCAACGUACCCUGCGCAACCGAACUUACCUCCGCCAGCAUACUCUGGCUAUGCCCAGCCUUCGUACCCUGGUGCUCAGCCAGGCUACCCCGCAACCCACGGAGCGCCCAACUAUCAGCCUUAUCCUCAACCGGGCUACCAAGGCGCCUAUCCUCCGCCGUACCCCACGGCACAACCUGGCUACCCAGGGUAUUCAUCCUCACAAGUGUAAUCAAUCGAGAUCGUUUAGAGUGUUAAUCGUUCAUGUUUGUGGACAUCUGAGACAUAGAUUUCGUCCACAAGUACACAUCCACCAUCCGUUGCGUCGUGAUCUACUAAGCUACACUGUGUACUAGUUAGUAUGCCUACCUACCUCCUUCAUCGGGUGAUACAAUAUACUGCUAUAGUACUGCAAUAUGAAGUUAUAUAAAGGGCAGCGUUACUGUACCCCGUAGGUUCGCUUCCUUCUAAUGCGAAACUUGGUGUUGCACUAGGUGUACAUACUUUCCAUCGGGGAUCGCCAUGAGUUGGUCGUGGGUGCCAAGCUCGACAAUCUUGCCUCCGUCCGUGACAGCAAUCACGUCGGCAUUUCGAAUCGUCGACAGCCGGUGGGCCACGAUGAUGGUCGUGCGCCGUUUGAGCUGCAGCAGCGCGUCCAACGAGGCUUGGACGAGGCGUUCGCUUUCGUUGUCCAGCGCACUCGUGGCUUCGUCCAGC